Molecule: messenger RNA, 1717 nt
Organism: Condylura cristata (star-nosed mole)
Lineage: Eukaryota; Metazoa; Chordata; Mammalia; Eulipotyphla; Talpidae
Gene: PGCKA1
Product: chromosome unknown open reading frame, human C4orf19
Exons: 3
Coding region: 92-952 (286 amino acids)
Source: RefSeq, a predicted model, not a curated record
CCGGCGAAGCCAUGGAUGCCGGGACCCCUGCGCCGCUGUCGCCGCUGCUGUCCGAACCCAGAAAAAGAAGUUAAACUUCUGGAGAAACUUAAUGGGUAAUCUCCACCUCCGCUAUCUCUUCGAUCCUGUUCAAGUGUCCUCACCUGGCUAUGUCAACGAAGGGAACAGUGGCAAAUUAGAUGAAGACGACACUGUUAAAUUAAAAGGCAGGCAGAGCAGCCAAGCCUUGGGGCAUCAAAAUGACCUUCCGAGAGAGCUCUUAAAGAAGACUUGCAGCCAUAACAGAACGGCUAGUGGGGCACCCCCUCAGGGAGCCCCGGGAUGGGGACUCAGGGCUGGCAAGGCUGGUGGUGCCCUCAAUGGCAUUGGCCCUACUCCACAGCCCCCUGGUGACCCAGGGUCCCACCAAGAUGCCAGGGUCUCCUGGGCCAGUACAGAAAACAGUGUUGACCCCACUGACGCCUUCCUUGAAGGGGGAGAUGCCAAGGAACAGGACUGUGAACCACCCACCUCAGAAGAGGCCCGGGUCAUGCUGAACGGAGAGCCCGGGGCCCCUACUGCCGUCUUGGAAGAACAUAACCAUGUCCUCCAGAUCCCUAGCCCGGAUUACCCUCAGCCUUGGGGCCCAACUGUAGACGACGUGAGCCAUGAACCUGUGGAGGGAAUUCACCUGGAGGUGAGGGACCAGGACUUGAGUUUGCCCUUCUCCCAGAAGAAGAGCUGGGAUUCCUUAAACAAAGCUGUGGCCACAGACAUUCUCAGUGUCUACUUGAAAGAAGAGGCGUCUGCUCGUGUCACACCUGUGGUUGGUUGGAGAAAUGGGUGGGGGGCUGCCUGUGGCUCCCCUGGUGACAGAUGUGGGGAGGUGACUGAUGAGGACGCCGCGGUGGCUGAAGCCCUUGCAGCUUUAGAAGCAGCUACAGCAGGAGAAGAUGUGGAUGAGGCUGAUUAGGGGAGGCUCUCUGGGGGGCACAUCAGAGAGUGUCUCCCUACCGUGUGGGGGUGCUUUUGCUCCCUAGAGGUGGUGAAGAGUUGCUGCAGGCUGUGCCGGUGCAACCUUGCCAAUAGUUUACAUCCUGCAGCCUUUCUCGGGGUCUGUGCCAUAGGCCGUGCUGAAUCCUGAGAGCAUCACUGUGUGGCUGGCUGUUCAGGAUGCUGAAAUCAAGUCAGACGCAUUAGGGCCCUGUGCUACAGCAUGUCUACAUGUCAACCCACAAAGCCUUCCCCUGCCCCACUUUUCCCCAUUUGCUCCAGAUGUCUCAAGAAGGCUCUGAAACCCCAGGGCUGAAUCCCAAAGUCACAGACUCAGCACAUUCUGUUCGACUGUAAAUUCUUUGUCUUGCUUUUGCGAGCCAAAUGUCCUCACCCCAGGUAACGGUACCUAUCCCUACUUUAAAGUGCCUGAUGUGACCCCAGAGCUUGGCUUCCCUGCAGGGACAAGCACCCAGGGAACUAGUAACUGACCACUUGUUUGACAGCGAGUUCGAGUGCACAGAAGGACCAGUCAAUGAAUGGUUAGUCAUGAGCUGCAAUAUCAAGACACCUUGACCUUAACAUUUUUACAUUCCUUUUUAAUCUCUUUUAGGAUUGGGGAGGCCAGUGAAAAUAACUGUUCAAACUGAUUGUGUCCUACUUGGGUUUUAAGUUCAUGAGAUUUGAAGAAGUGAAAGGAUAUGGGGAGUAUUUUUUUCCAUUUACUGUCUGAUUCUGAUUAAAA